Lytechinus pictus (painted urchin) is the source of this 6704-nucleotide messenger RNA. RefSeq names its product GMP synthase [glutamine-hydrolyzing]-like. The record is from RefSeq and is a predicted model, not a curated record. Gene Ontology annotation, cellular component: cytosol. The transcript has 17 exons. Bases 16 to 2205 code for a protein of 729 amino acids. Lineage: Eukaryota; Metazoa; Echinodermata; Echinoidea; Temnopleuroida; Toxopneustidae. Gene Ontology annotation, biological process: GMP biosynthetic process. Gene Ontology annotation, molecular function: GMP synthase activity; GMP synthase (glutamine-hydrolyzing) activity; ATP binding.
AGCCGAUUUGAUAGCAUGACGUCAUUCGUGACGUUAAUUCGCGCGAUCUCGAAUCGAAAGCGCGCGACACGAUCAUAUACACGCCGCGCCAGUCGUCGCACAGGCACAGUCAGUCCACAGACUAGACAAGAACAUCACGCAGUAACAGUCAAUAUGAAUGGAGAGUUAAAUCACUCGAGUGCUAAUGGGUCUUACGGCGAGAAGGUUGUUAUUUUGGACGCUGGUGCUCAAUAUGGCAAGGUGAUCGACAGAAAAGUUCGAGAACUGUGUGUGAAUUCAGAGAUUUUACCCUUAGAAACUCCUGCUUUCAUUCUGAAAGAAAAGCAGUUCAAAGCUAUCAUUAUCUCAGGUGGUCCAAAUAGUGUCUAUGCAGAAGAUGCUCCGACCUAUGACCCAGCGAUCUUCCAGUGCGGACUUCCUGUCUUGGGUAUCUGCUAUGGCAUGCAGAUGAUGAAUAAGGAAUUCGGAGGAAGCGUUCACAAGAAGGACACCAGAGAAGAUGGCCAAUUUACAAUCACAGUUGACCCUGCUGUCUCCCUCUAUAGAGGUCUUGAUAAGCAACAGAAUGUCUUAUUAACGCAUGGAGACAGUAUAGACAAGGUGGCUAAGGGCUUUGUGGUCGCUGCCAAAUCAGGGAACAUUGUAGCAUCUAUUGCCAACGAGAAGAAGCGGUUGUAUGGAGUCCAGUUUCACCCUGAGGUUGACCUGAGCGAGAACGGCAAGCAGAUGCUGCGUAACUUCCUGUUUGAGGUUUCAAGUUGCUCUGGAUCUUACACGAUGAUGAGUAGAGAGGAAUCAUGCAUACAAGAGAUACGAAAGAGAGUUGGCAACAAUAAAGUACUGGUUCUUGUGAGUGGGGGUGUAGACUCAACCGUGUGUGCUGCUCUUCUCAGGAAAGCACUUCGAGCAGACCAAGUGGUGGCGCUACACAUAGACAAUGGUUUCAUGAGAAGGAAUGAAAGUCAGCUGGUCGAGGAGUCUCUGAGUAGGUUAGGCCUUAAACUUAAAGUUGUUAAUGCUUCCCAGUCAUUCUAUAAUGGCACCACAGCAGUCCCCGUCGACAAGACCGACCCAAAGUCCCCGAAACGCAUCACCAAGACGCUCAACCUUACCAUAAACCCGGAGGAGAAGCGCAAGAUAAUUGGGGAUACUUUCAUGCACAUCGCUGAUGAAGUUUGCAUGGAACUCAAUCUUAAACCGGAAGAUACCAUUCUAGCUCAGGGGACUUUACGGCCGGAUUUGAUAGAAAGUGCUUCAGCGCUUGCAAGCUCCAACGCAGACGCUAUCAAAACCCACCACAACGACACCGAACUUGUACGUCAGCUCAGGGCUAAAGGUCGCGUGGUCGAACCUUUAAAGGACUUCCAUAAAGACGAGGUGCGAGCCUUGGGGAAAGAUCUAGGUCUUCCAUUGGAUGUUGUUCAUAGACAUCCUUUUCCAGGUCCUGGUUUAGCGAUCAGGGUUAUAUGCGCAGAUGAACCUUACAUUGGGAAGGAUUUCUCAGAGACUACUAUCUUAUUAAGAUUAUUAGUCAACUAUGCAGAGUCUAUGGAUAAGCCACAUGCAUUAGCAAGUAAGAUCAGUUCUGCCAUGUCAUCAGAUGAGAUCGAUCAGCUAAUUUCUAUCACCAGUAAGGUUAGGUUAGCAUCAACACUGCUUCCAAUCAAAUCAGUUGGUGUUCAGGGAGAUGGUAGAACGUACUCAUAUGUUGCAGGGUUGUCUUCAGAUGAGUUUCCUGACUGGGAAGCCAUUAUGCAGCUAUCUAAACUCAUCCCUAAGAUAUGCCACAGUGUUAAUAGGAUUGUUUAUAUCUUUGGUGAGCCGGUGAUGGAAACCAUUCAGGAUGUAACGCCGACCUUCCUCACUCCAAACGUCCUGGGGACGUUGAGACAGGCAGACUUCUACGCCAGAGAAGAGCUCAUGAAUAGUGGUUAUUACAAGAAGAUAAGUCAGAUGCCAAUCAUACUUGCCCCUAUCCACUUUGACCGUGAUCCCGUCAUGCACCAGCCUUCGUGUCAGCGUAGUGUCGCUAUCAGGACUUUCAUCACCAAUGACUUCAUGACAGGAAUCCCUGCCCAGCCAGGCAAACACAUACCAGAAGAAGUCGUUAUGAGGAUAGUGAAGGCUGUUUACAGCGUGCCGGGGAUAUCACGAGUCAUGUACGACCUCACGGCAAAACCACCAGGAACAACCGAAUGGGAAUGAUAACGUCGGAUUUCAGGACUUUUCAUGAAGGACAAGUCAAACUGGUCGGCCAAGAUACACUUACAUUCAGGGGGCAGAAGGAGAGGAAGGGCCUGAGACGGAAUGUGAUUAUCCGGCCGCUGUUUUUGUGAAGGAGAUUUAGAACCUGCAGGGAUGUAAAGAGGAAUUAAGAAGAUUUUGAAAAUACCCUAACCAGAGUUAGACUCGAUAGCUUGAAUUCUGAAUCCGGAUUUAAUUUAAUUUCUGGUCUAAAGAUGUGGUUUCACUAUGGAUAGCCACUUGUGAUGCAUCUUUCUCGCUGUAUUAGUUCAUUUGAUGCCUGAUUCAUUCAAAACUGUCAGGGAAUAAUUAAUAGAAAUAUUUUUUCACUAUCAUUAAGAGCAUGGGGAAGAACACAGUAAAUAUAAAAAAUAUACAAAGUAAAUAAAAAUGUUGACAAUUUUGGCUUCCCUUAAUUAAGUAUAUUAGCCUCAGUUUAACUGGACUUCGGAAUGUGGGCUAUUAAGAACAUGUAGUUAGUGAAUAACGUGUAAUUAUUAAGUGUAAUUUACUGCUGUCUCACAUUUGAGUAUUUCGCUUGCUUCUAACUGCGUAUUGUUCAAACAGAGACCUAUGCAGACAUGUAAUAAAUCACAGUCAAGGAUGCUCACCAACAACAAUUACAGUACCGAUAUACAAUAUUUUUGUUGAAAAGAAAUUUGAAAUAACACAGCCACUUCUAUGGUUUGAUUUGAUAAAUUGAGUUACGAUACAUGAUUAUGGGAUACAUUUAUAAGCAAACCAUGUUUAUCAUUUUGCAAAUAUACAAUAAUAUAAUCUUUAAAAAAUUAUGGCUUUUAUAAAGUGAUUAUUUGUAUUUCUAUUUAUAUCUGCUCUUUCCUAUUUGCUGUUCAUUCAUUGAGACUACUGAAAUAUGACAAGUUUCAUAACCCUCAUAGAAAGUAAUUAAGGUAUGUAUGAAGGCAUAGAGUUAGUAGAAAUAAUUAUGGUUAUAAAAUAUCUAAUUUAUGUAAUCAUAUACGUUUUGAAGUGGUUGUAAAAUUACUAUUUUUGUAGAAAUUUUAUUGACAGGGUUUGAUAGAGUUUUUAAUUGGACAUAGAUAGAAUUUAUUGAAUAGUGUUUGAUUUAUUUUUGGAUGCAUUUUGUGAUUUUUUUAGUUCAGGGCCCAUUUUAUAAUGAAUUACAACUAUGAUGACUUUUCGAUUUUUGUAACUACCAUGGAAAGCUUGAUUGUGAUUGGCUGUUGAGCCCUGUUUCCAUGGUAGUUGCCAUUAUGGCAAAGUUACAAUAGUUGCAAGUCCUUUAUGAAACGGUGACCAUAUUGAUUUUUUUCUGUUUAAAUGUUUAUCUCCUAAUGCGUGCCAUGUCAGUCAAUACAGUCUAUUGAAGGAACAGUAUGGGCGUUGUUGCAAAUCACAUUCUACAGAAAAUGAUUUAACACUGGUCAACACUGAAUUUGCUCUUUGUAGCACAACACUUUGAGUUCAUGGCCGUUAACAUUUACUCACUCAGUGGGCUACAUGUGACAUGGUUCCAGCCCUGUCAUAGCACUAUUUUCCUUAGGUAAGGCAUUAUACACAAACCUGCCAUUCUCCACCUUCUUGUUUGCAAUGUCCUCUUUACUCCUUGAAUGAGUGGGUUAAACACUCGAAAUUGCUAUUCCAAAACAAGUGUGUUUGCAUCAUCAUGGCAACCAUUCAAAACCUGGGUGGAGAGUGGCAAAUACAUUUUUUAACAAAGCGCAAAGUGGUUUAAAUUUCUGUUUGAACUAUGCUGUGAAACGCCAUGAAGAUUCUGUUAUUUUACUUAUGGUUACACAAUAUCUGCCAUACUUUAUAUUAGCUGUGAGAAAGCUUUUCAUUCCGUCUUGUGCGAUUUUGUUAAAUAUCACUGACCUGCAGUUCAUGUAACAUAUGAUUUUUGUUUCCAAAUCAUUUCUAUCUUUGUUAUAUUUCUUUCGUUGUUUGGGGGGAUUGUUCGUUUGCACAAUUGAAUGUUGGAAGUCAUUUAUAGGAAUUUUGAAUAGUGCUGAAAGAGGUCUUGCCACAACUUUUUCAGAAAGUUAUUAUGAUUUCUUGAAUAUCCACUUUGAUAUUUUAAUUCAAUCUAAGUGAGAAUUAAAGGGAAGUUCUCAUGAGGUAAUUAAAAAUGAUAAUUGAGAACUUUAAUCCAAUGGUCCUCUGGUGGCUUACUUUCAAGCUUUCAUGCUUUCAGAGCAAUUGGGGAAAUGAAAUCAGCAACUAAAUAUUUGUAUGUAUGUCAGGUGCUAUUUCAUCAAUCUGCCAUUGGCUUAAGUUUAGAUUAUAAUAUUGAAUACGAUAGGCAGUUUAUUAAUUACUGGUAAGUAGGUUUGAUUAUUAAGCAUCUUUAUAAAAUAGGUGUAUUAUUUCAAGCAUCGCGUUUGGCCAAUACGCGUCACAUGACAUCCAACUUUUUUGUGCACUGCACGGCAGUGUAAAAGGUGCGCAACGAAAAUUUACAUUGCAUGCUCAAGCAGACCAGUGCAGUAGAAAUCCCGGGAGAAGUCCAACAAAACUGUACUGUAACUUUUUUUUUUUUUUCUGUGUUGCUAUUUUAGAAAACAAAUAAUGCACUUGCUCUGUCGUGCGUAAAAGUAAAUGCAGAGAAAGCUUGGUUUCUUCAGAUGGUGCACACUUGGCUCUCGUGCACAGUGCGGCACCUAUCUAAAGAAACCUUGAGUGCUCUGCAUUUCCACUAACGCACUCGGCUGCAUGCAUUAUUUGUAUACUGUAGUCAUGCCCGGGUAUAAGCAAACAUCCAUGUAUUCUUUAUUUGCUGUUGUAAAAUAAACUUAAUCCUAUCUUCUUUUUUCUUGACCUAUCCCUCAAUUUUUCUGAGGGGUAUUUUAUUGUUUAGCACCGUGACAAGGUGAACAAUUCAAGAUUGUGGUCUUAAUGAGUAGAUGGUCUAUAUGGCCAAGUUCCUGUAAUACAGUGACACCUGUAUAUAAUGACUACCCAAGGGGGGGGGGCAAGAUAGUGGUCUUAAUGGGCAGGUGGUCUUUGAGCAGUUUUCUGUGAUACAUGAUUGAAUGGUCCUUAUAGGCAAGUGGUCCUCCUAUACACAUGAGUCUGAAGUAGGUUUGACUUGAUUUUAAUUCUACUUAUUGUCAGUGGGCUGUUAAACCCCCAUUUCUCAAAAAAUUAAAAAUAGUGAGGGGAACCCAAAUGCUGCCUUUUAGAAAAAAAAUUAUAUUUUAGAAUUACGGCAAUGGUAGCAACAUGAUAUUGUCUCAAAACAAUCUCCAUAUUCUCUAGUUGUAACUCUAUAAUCAAGCUUUUUCUGUGAGGUGCCCUAAAAAUUGUUGAUUUUCAGAUAUGAGAUUUCAAAAGCCCAGCGAUGAAAUACUGUAUUGAUAACAGUGUGGCUCUUACAUGUAAUUGAGGAAGACGAAAAUGUUGACGAAUAUUUAUCUCCAGUUUUCUUCCAUAUUGUCAUAAUCCAAUUGUUGACGAUAACGCACAAAUUUAUUUUUCCAUCAUUAUUAUGUACAGUAUUGGGGAAGUACAAGAGUCAAUAAGUUUUUCAGAGUUCCAUAGGGUAUCGAGGAAUUUGUGUAUGUCACAACUAUCGUAUGGGGGCAUUGAAGUUUGCAAAUGAUCGAGUCACAAUAAGUAAAAUUAGCCUGGGCUCGGUAUAAACAAAACUUGUUCUUAUGGCAGAAUAUUACACUUAAGUACAUUGAUCACUAAGUGCAGUCAGGCAUAUAAACCAUUAAUAGCAUAUGAUUAAUUACCAAGCUUUGUUAAAAGCCCCAGGUCUAUUUUUUGCAAUGUAAAGUAAAAAUUAAGUCACUAUAUUGACAUUGAUUUGUGCAGUGCAAAUUUCCAACUGAUAUUUGAAAUGAAUUGCAAAUUGGCAUCUUGCGACACCCCCUAUAUCUCUCUUCUAGCUCUGGGGGAUGUUUCUCAAAGGUUAAAGUCUGAAUAUUACGCAUAAAUUCCAAGUUUUAUGUGGUGAUUCUGAUUUCUGCUUCAGUCGAAAUCUCUCAGAUUCUGAGAGAUUUGACCGAGGCAGAAAUCAGAACCACAAGAAUAGGUUUGAAUAACGUAAAAUUCGACUUUGAUGUUUUGCAUAUUCUGGUCUGAAAGAAUGCUUGGAGGUAGUUGACUAAUUCCAUCUACAUUGUAGUAUGUAUAACGCAUCACUUCAUUGGUCUCAAUAUGUUCAUGGGACUAGGCCUAGUACAUUACAAGCCAAAUGUCGUGUUCAUAUUAGCUCUCAGUCGCAACAUUUAUUCAGACUGAAAUCUCUGUGAAACUCCCUGGUUUCAGACUUGUUCUAAAGUGCCUCUAUUUGAAAUACAUCCAAGUGUUACUUUCCUCUCGUGUGUUGAUUGUAUCAUGUACUUUUCACAUUGCACUGUAUGUGUUUUACUCUUAUUUCUUGAAUGUGAAUGGACUGUUAUUGUAUUAUAUGAGUAUAUUAUGAAAUGCUAAAAUUAUUCAUGAAUAAAAUCUUUGUGUUUGGCAAAUAA